Molecule: messenger RNA, 543 nt
Organism: Staurois parvus
Lineage: Eukaryota; Metazoa; Chordata; Amphibia; Anura; Ranidae
Source: the annotation of a GenBank genome assembly
UGUUCCAAUCCCCUCCAUAUCAUGUGAUUCAGGUGUUCCAAUCCCCUCCAUAUCAUGUGAUUCAGGUGUUCCAAUCCCACUCCAUGGACACAGGUGUAACAAUCAAGCCCCUAGGCAUGCAGACAACGCUUCUACAAAACAUUGGUGAGAAAGAAUGGGACGCUCUCAGGAGGCUCAGUGACUCCAAGCGUGGACCCCGUGAUAGGUGGCCACCUGGCAAAUAAGUCCAUCCGUGACAUUUCCUGUGGCUACUCAAAUAUUCCACGCUCAACUGUUUAGUGGGAUUAAUAACAAAGUGGAAUGCAACUGGACACAACAGCCACUCAGCCACCAAGUGGUAGACCACUGUCACAUGACAGGGCGGGUCAGCGCAUGCUGAAGCACAACAUCCUUGCGCAGAAGUCACCAACUGUCUGCAGAGUCAAUAUGUUCCCCCCUAAAGAACCUCCAAACCUUGGUCGUGGCCUUCAGAUAGCCCAAUCCAACAGCGGCGUAGAGAGCUUCAGUUUGGAAUGGGUUUCCAUGGCCGAGCAGCUGCAUCCA